This is a messenger RNA of Acanthocheilonema viteae, 3276 nucleotides long. The record is from the annotation of a GenBank genome assembly. NCBI's taxonomy places the organism in Eukaryota, Metazoa, Nematoda, Chromadorea, Rhabditida, Onchocercidae.
AUGAUAUUGAGGUGGAUUACAGUUUUGCUAAUUUCUUUACCAUUUUUAUUUUCAAUUAAACCGAAUUCUCCACCAUUAAAAGACGACAGUUCUAACACUGAUAUUGAAGACGAGGGAUCCGAAAAGAAGGAAGAACGAACCACCGAUAGAUUAGUGCUGCUAAAUAACGAAGGAGAAACGAUGGAUGCAGUUAGCCAAAAGCAGUCGCCUGCGACUUAUGACAUCACAAAUGAUGAUAUUGAAAGAAUGUCGAACGCAGCGCUCGAAGUUUCCACAGUAUCAUCAGUUGGCGAUGAGUUUACAAAAGAAAAAAUGACGGAACGAAGUGAAGCUGAACAAACAGAAGCAGAGAAAAGAGGAGAUGAAUUAUACCGCACAGCAAUGCGAUUCCUGGAUAAGGGGCGAGCUGCUUCGAAUGAAGCUAAAAGAGCUGCAUACAGACUUCUGGAUGAAGCUGCACAGCUUAAGCACAAAGAGGCCAUGAAGUUAAUUGCUUAUGCAUACUUGUUUGGUGAUUAUACACGAUGGAAUAUUGAUGAAGCACGAGCAAUAUUUGAAGAACUGGCAGCAGGUGGCUCAGCUGAUGCACAGCUAGCAUUAGGAUUCAUGCAUGCUACUGGUUUGGGUGUUCCGGAGUCUUCGCAAGCAAAAGCGCUAAUUUAUUACACCUUCUCUGCUUUGGGUGGAAAUCCUUUGGCUCAGAUGGCCUUAGGUUACCGGCAUUGGUCAGGUAUCUCUGUGCAACAGAAUUGUGAGCGUGCACUUACUUGGUAUAGAAAAGUAGCUCAGCGUGUAAAUGAGCAAGUCCGCAUUUCAGGUGGUACAGCAAUGCAGCGAAUACGAUUGCCUGAUGAACAGGAUACUGUCAGUUCUUCAUCUAAUUCAAUUCUCGACUCUAACUUGUUAAAUUAUUACAAAUACUUGGCAGAUAAAGGUGAUUUACAAGCACAGGUUAGCCUUGGUCAAUUAUAUCUAACUGGUGGACGAGGCGUAGAGCAAAACAUGAAUUUAGCCAGUCAGUAUUUUUCAACGGCUGCUCAAGCAGGCAGCACCAAUGCAUAUGCUUAUCUGGGAAAAAUGUAUUUGGAUGGCACAUCAGCGACACCUCAGGAUAAUGCUACUGCUUUUCAAUUUUUUAAAAAGGCAGCAGAUAAGGGGAAUCCAGUUGGACAAAGUGGUCUAGCCAUAAUGUAUAUGUAUGGUAAAGGGGUGAAACAGGAUUAUACCAAGGCUGCGAAAUUGUUCACUUUGGCUGCUGAACAAGGGUGGGUUGAUGGACAAUUGAAUUUGGGCUAUCUUCAUUUCAGAGGACUUGGUGUGAAGAGGGAUUUCAAGUUAGCCAUAAAAUAUUUUCAGCUGGCUUCGCAGUCAGGGCAUGUCAAUGCAUAUUUUAAUCUGGCACAAAUUCAUGCUACAGGUACUGGUGUGCCUCGGAAUUGCCAUACAGCUGUUGAAUUAUACAAAAAUGUUGCUGAACGAGGGCGUUGGUCAGAGCGUCUCAUGGAAGCGUAUACAAGUUAUCGUAGUGGGCGGGUAGAUGAAGCUGCCUUUAAGUAUCUCUUUUUAGCUGAACUAGGAGAAUCAAAUCUGUUUCCAAGUGAAGAGGCAUUACAACGUGCUUUACUUCACUGGCAACGUUCCGCGAAUCAGGAUUAUGCUUACGCUCGCAUAAAAUUGGGAGAUUAUUAUUAUUACGGUUAUGGUACUCCUGUUGAUUAUGAAAUGGCAGCAACACAAUAUAAAAUCGCUAGUGACCGACAUCAGGCUGCACAGGCGAUGUUCAAUUUGGGUUAUAUGCAUGAACAAGGUCUUGGAAUCAAUAAGGAUAUGCAUUUGGCGAAACGAUUUUAUGAUAUGGCAGCAGAAACAAGUGCAGAUGCAUAUAUGCCAGUUAGUCUCGCUCUUUUGAAACUUACCGCUCUCUUCUUCAUGGAACAUCUUAAAGAGAAUUCUUUUGUGACAAUGCUCGAUUAUGUCUUCGGUGCGAACUGGGACUUAUAUGCUAUAACGUUAUUUAUUGGCUUAAUAAUUAUGUUGUGGAUCGAACCUGCUCGAGAAUUGUGGAAGACGGUUACAUCACUUUCGCCAGCUGGUAUUAAGAAAGGGCGAGCCAAAACUCGUCAAAGUGUUUUAAACCUUCAAAAGUUUUACCGCAUCGGUGCCGGUCCUAUAAAAGUAAAGUAUCCUGGUCUGAAUGCUCCGCUAAUUGUACCAAGUGAUGAACCAAUGAUGGUGAUGGAGAAAACAAAGGAAGAAAUCGAUGCGGUUGAAGAACGUCUAAAAAAUAUCAUAGCCACCCGACCUUCGAAAAAAAGAGUGAAAGAAAAGUUACAUCCACUGGAACGAGGUUUUGCUGGAACCCGAAUUGAAGGUCAAAAAUUGGGUCCACCACCGCCAGUUGAUGAUAUUCAUUUCGACGAAUUUCAAACUUAUUGUCUCCAGUUACGAAGAAUCACAAAUAUGACAUCAUACGGUCGACAACACACGAUGUCAGCUUUAAUUGUUACUGGUAACGGAAAUGGUCUUGGUGGUUAUGCAGUUGGCAAAGCUGGUCUGAAGCAUCAUGUUCGUGCUAUUGUAAACGGCAUGAAGAUGGCAUCAAGAAAAUUGGUGUACGUGGAACUUUUAGAGAACCGUACAAUUUAUCAAGAUUUCUAUGCCGAAUGUCGUGGUACUCGUAUUUUUGCUCAAAGAAGGCCAAAAGAUUUUGGUGUAGUUGCUCAUCCGAGAAUCACAAAAAUUUGUGAGGUACUUGGUAUCAAAGACCUUGAAUGUAAGGUGGUGGGUUCUACCAAAAAUUACAUCGCGCUCACCCAUGCUUUCUUUAUAGGUCUUUUAAACCAAGAAACUCAUCAACAGCUUGCAGAACGCAAAAAGUUGCAUGUUGUUGAACUUUCUCCACAUAGAAGAUAUUUUCCUAUCAAAGUCGCUUCUCCGUUGCAGUCAGAAUUAAGAACAGAGCGAGAUAUUGAACCGAAAGAAAAAUUAUUACUAAAUGAUUUUUAUGGCGAAGGACGUUUGCCACUGAUCAAAAAGCAAGUUCCCUUCUAUGCAAAUCUCCCUAAUCAUCUUGCUGCCGAGGCGCUCAAACACCGUUUCCGAAAUAGGGAUAAAACCAUGAUACGGUUAAUGGCCGAUGAUGUUGUACCGCGCUGGACUCGUGACGAACGCCGGAAAUGGGCUGAAGAAAAGCAUCAGGAUAUGAUAAAUGGAUUGAUUCCGUUGCCGAAAGGAAUUGGCUUGUCGGAAAUUCUGCCAAAAUCUGAGGAAAGAUAA